CCUGCGACCCCGUCGAGGGAAGAGGAACAGGCGCCCGAGCGCAGCGGGGGCCUCUGGCCGGGGCCGAGGCGGGUGCGCAGACGGCCGAUAUGGGUAAGCAAGACACAUCUUCAUUGACUUAUGUGGUAGAGCAAGUUGCAAAACAACAACAAUCACAAACCUCAGAAAUAGAGAAAAGCAAAAAAAUGCUGUUUAAUUUGCAGAAUGAACUUCAUCAGCUUGAAAAACAAAUAGCAGCAGUCUCUGCAGAAACUAAAAAAACAGAGAGGCAAAUUUAUCAGCAAGAUACUGCCAUAGAGAAUACCAAACUGCAGUGUAGAAGCCUGGAAGCUCAAAUCAAAUCCUUACAUGCAGAAAAUGUACAGCUUAAAUUUGACAUAGAAACAGCCCAGGAAGAUUUUGAGGAACGCAUGAUAAGAUAUAAUGCAUAUUAUGCAAAAAUAAAAGCACACAGAGAUAGUUUUGGAGAGAGAGAAAGCAAAUGCUCAUUUAUGACCGAACUACAUGAAAAACAAGAACUUGUUCAAAAGCUAAAAACAAUGAAAGAGGAACUUAUGCAAGAUCUCCAAAAUCCAGAAGGAAACCCAAUAACACAAGUACAGGAAGACAUUACAAAGCUAAAGGAUAAAAUUUUAACUGUGAAAGAAUCUAUCAUUGAAAAAACUUGUUUUAUUGGGGAAGAGAAGAAGACACAUGAAAAAUUAAGAAAAGAAAUAGAGGUACAACAUAAGAGAUAUGAUGCAAUUCUUAAGCGUCUGCACUGUCAGGUGAACAAGCUUCAAUCAAAUAGAAGACAAUGGCAAUGGAACAUUCAACAACUUGAAAAAACUGCAGCUGAACUAAGAAAACGUGUUGGGAUGCAAGAAUAGCAUUGCCAGAGGACAAUGUAGAGCACAGACUAUGCCAACAAUAAAUAUGGGACAGAAUGUUGAUGAAAUCCUUUGAACUUUAAACAACCAUCAUCCAUCAUCAAUCAGAGCCCAUCUUAAUGACAGAUAUAUUUUCUUAGUUUAAACCAGUUACCCAUUUAUUAAAGUACCCUCCAACCCUACAGUGGGGAGCAGUGGAUAGAAAAGAAGCAUGCUUACAGAAGAAUACUGGAAGAGUCUAGAUGAAUAUUUUGAAUGUAUGAAAUGUAAAAUGAGUCCCUGUUUAUAACCAUGUUGGAUUCACUACCCUAAGAAGUUAAAAACAAAGAAGAAACACUUGAAUUUUCAA
This is a messenger RNA of Lepus europaeus (European hare), 1218 nucleotides long. RefSeq names its product coiled-coil domain containing 122 (gene CCDC122). NCBI's taxonomy places the organism in Eukaryota, Metazoa, Chordata, Mammalia, Lagomorpha, Leporidae. The record is from RefSeq and is a predicted model, not a curated record. The transcript has 5 exons. Bases 90 to 869 code for a protein of 259 amino acids.